Neomonachus schauinslandi (Hawaiian monk seal) is the source of this 3914-nucleotide messenger RNA. RefSeq names its product carbonic anhydrase 12 (gene CA12). Gene Ontology annotation, cellular component: plasma membrane. The transcript is spliced from 10 exons. Lineage: Eukaryota; Metazoa; Chordata; Mammalia; Carnivora; Phocidae. The record is from RefSeq and is a predicted model, not a curated record. Gene Ontology annotation, molecular function: carbonate dehydratase activity; zinc ion binding. Bases 122 to 1498 code for a protein of 458 amino acids.
AAGAGCAGACGCGCUCGCACUGCCGGGCUGCGCGCACGCGGGCCCCAGCGCGGGAGCAGAGGCAGCGAGAGCCCCCGCUCCCCCACCCGGCGGCGCCCCCGCCCCGCCCCCGCCGCGCGCGAUGCCCCGCAGCCUGCACGCCGCCGCGGUCCUCCUGCUGCUCUGCUUAAAGGAACAGCCGGCCGGCCCAGCCCCGCUCAACGGAUCCAAGUGGAGCUAUUUUGGUCCCGAUGGGGAGAAGAGCUGGUCCAAGAAGUACCCGUCAUGUGGGGGUGUGCUGCAGUCCCCAAUAGACCUGCACAGUGACAUUCUCCAGUACGACGCCAGCCUUGUGCCCCUGGGGUUCCAAGGCUACAAUGUUUCUGCCAACGAGCAGUUUAUCCUGAUCAACGAUGGCCAUUCAGUGAGGCUGAACCUGACCCCGGACAUGCACCUCCAGGGCCUCGGGUCCCGCUACACGGCCACACAGCUGCACCUGCACUGGGGGAACCAGAACGACCCGCACGGCUCCGAGCACACUGUCGGAGGGAAGCACUUUGCCGCCGAGCUACAUAUCGUCCACUAUAACUCGGACCUGUACCCCAACAGCAGCACUGCCAGUAACAAGUCAGAGGGCCUCGCUGUCCUAGCUGUUCUCAUGGAGAUGGGCUCCUUCAAUCCAUCUUAUGACAAGAUCUUCAGGCACCUUCAAGAUGUAAGAUACAAAGGCCAAGAAGUGCUCAUUCCAGGUUUCAGCAUUGAAGAGCUGCUUCCUGAGAGGCCUGAUGAGUACUAUCGCUACAAAGGGUCCCUGACCACACCUCCUUGCCACCCCACCGUGCUCUGGACGGUUUUCCGGAACCCUGUGCAAAUUUCCCAGGAGCAGCUGCUGGCUUUGGAGACUGCUCUGUACUACACACACGUGGAUGACCCAUCCCCCAGAGAAAUGGUCAACAACUUCCGGCAGGUCCAGGAGUUUGAGGAGAGGCAGGUGUACAUCUCUUUCCGGCAAGCUCUUCAGAUGAUCCUGGUGCAAGUUUGCGAACCCUUGCUGGAGAAUGACUACAGUUUGAAAAUGGCUCUAAGUACUCCAGCCAGUUCUGCUAAGCCGAAGACCAGAACCCGAGAACAGAAAUGGGGAAAUUACAUCCUUCUGUGGCAGAUUACACAGCUGUCACUUGACUUCGCAUCCAAGUGCCAUGGGAUGAGACGGAUGCAAGGGAAGGGGGAGUGUAAUGCAUGUUCACUGCCUCUUCCCCAGGCAUUAUCCUUUCAGUGGUCCUGGCUGGCGUUCUUGGCAUCUGUGUUGUCCUGGCAGUGUCCAUUUGGCUCUUCAGAAGAAAGAAGAGUAGCAAAAAAGGUGACAACAAAGGAGUCAUUUACAAACCGGCCAUCAAGAAGGAGACUGAGGCCCAUGCCUGAGGCCCCAGAACUCCCAGGCACAUCCAAGGAAGGACUUUGCUUUGGGCACUACACACUGUGGCUCCCUAGACAUUUGAAAUACCUGAGGGUUCUCUGAAGCUCAACCCACAAAUGCCCCAGACCCACGGGGGGCCUUUAGGUGGGUGCCCUGCCAUCCUGAUGCCACGGCCACUGCCCGUACGAUCUGUGGAUGGCAAGAGCUCGCCAAACAGGCAGGAACUCUGAGCUGUCUGCUUCAGCUGUGUGAGACCAUGAGGUUGUCUGGAUUCUGGGGCCACAAACCAAGUCACCCACUGGGGGCUGUGAUUGGUCAGGAAACACUUUCAUCCAGGGAUUCACUUGAGUGUGGUUUCAAGGAUCCUGGCAAUUCUGAGUCUUGUCCAAGCUUUCAGACCAGAAUGUGCACUCUCCGCUUAGAUUUUGCUUUUGAGACUCAGUUUCUUUCCUCAGGGAAGGGAUUGUUGUCUUCCUCUGAUUUCCUUCUGCUAUGACAAAACUUUUGGUCUGACCUUACACCUGGGAGGAAGAAUGAUAUAGGAAGGGUCAAGGUGUCAGAGACAAAAAGAAAACAAAAGAUAUUCUUUGAAACACAGUAGCGGCAUUUCCAAAGUCCUGUCCUUUGGAUCAAAUGCACUGAAUGGGCCCGAGAGAGACAGAAUGAGAAGACACAUAAGGUCUGGAGGAACUCACGCUGGAGUCAGAACUGUUGUCAGAAGUCGUCAAGUCUAAGUGUGAGAAGGACAGAAUAUUAAGCCCAAGCCCAACCUCCUGUCAGCGGCACAGUUAUGCUUUAUACUUCACAGACUUUAUAAAUAAUUAGGCUAUUCCUUGAAAAGUGUUGUUACUUUCUCUCUCCUAGAGUAGACACGAGUUCUGAAAUGACCCAAACUGCUUUUGAAUCUAGAGAAAAUAGGCAGAAGCAAAAUGACUGAAGAGUUUUGUCUCUUGCCCAGAUUUCAUUUUGGCCACUUCUGUGGUGUCCCUACUGCCAAUCUAGAAUUGGGAUGUACCUACUUCCCUGACUUUGAGGAUGUUGAGUCAUGGCUUGGUUAAAAUCUAUUUUCAAGCUAUGAAAGCAGGAAGUUAUCUGUGCAGGGUGGGGGCACCAUGGUAUUUAGGGACCAAUAAUAACGGAAUGUUACAAAGAUGCUUCAUGAUCUUCUACCCAAGCCAUAGUUUCUGAGAAGACUUAACUCUUCCAUAGAUAUAAGAGUCCCUGGAGACCAGUUAGUUCCAUGACUGGGAAGGAGCCUCUCCACCACCAACCUCUCCCGGCCGGCACCUUGCAGUUCACAGAGAACUUUCGAUUCCUGGUCUCAUUUUGACAACAUGGAAUGUCCGAUCAAAGCACAGGUUUCUUUAUAACAUCUUUUCCUUCUACUCCUCCCUCUCACUCUGAGAACAGUCUUCUCCCUUCUCUACCAUCAUGACUUUUUGUAGUGGUGGCAAGCCCCAUGGCUUUGUAGCUAGUUUGCUAAACAGAGGUGCAGAAGACCUAAUGAACACUUGGACGUGUGUGUGCACAGGAUCUCUGACAGCCUCGGAGCCUGGGGCGGCAUCCUCACCUUGCCAUUAGCAUGCCUGAUGCUGAUCGAAUGACAGCAGGGACAAGCCUCAUGACAUAGCAUUGUGAAUUAGGUGAUGCUUCCUUGGCCUUGGCCCAAAGUUGCCAAUCAGAAAGCAACAUAAAUCACUCCAGAGUCCUGGGACUAUCUCUCUACCUUUUAUGGACAAAUUUUGCAAGAGAACAAAGAGACCAUUGUACCUGGCACAACGGCUGUUCAUAAAAAGGGAGAUUGACUAGGCCAUGAAAACAGUGGCAUUUUCUCCUGCCCUGUGGCUGAGAUAAAGCAAAGCUAGGGAGGCAGGCAGAAGGCUCCAAGAAUCAACACUGUCAACUUCCUUGCUAAUCAUUAUGGGGCUCCUGGGGACCAAGCUUGGAAACUGGGAAGGCUCUCCUCAGGUUCUCACUCAUUCCACCAACACCAGUCGCCACUGAAGGAAACCAGCACUGUGGCGUGUGAAGUUCCUCUGCCUCACUCGCACCCCCUUGAAGGCCCAGGUGCUGGGCUGGGUGCGCUAUAGGUAGAGAUCACAAAAACAAGGCCCAUGUGGGAAAAGGGCAGGGAAGGCCCUGGCUUCUUUGUUUCUUACUAAUGGGAGAGUUUGAGUCUCUUUGUUCUGUUUCUUUAGGAUCAUCUGGUAAAAAUAGUAAAAACUUACACCUGUUUCCUUAAUAGACAUUCUAGGAUUUUGCUGCAUUGAUUAUUAAUCCCAUUUCAAGUUCAGACCUUAAAUUCUUCUCCCCUUCACUAAACUCUCUGAAGGCCUCCUGAGCACCACUGGGAAGCACCAGGGUCUGCAGCACCCCUCUGUCCCUGUGCCUCGGAUGGACCAUAGGCCACUAUGAUGAUGGUCUGUUUAGCACUUCUGUAUUUAUUGUAAGAAUGAUUGUAAUGAAGACAUAAACUAUAAAUAUGAGAAAUCAUAAAUAAAAUGUUUUUCACAUCAGA